AUGAGCCUUCACCUCCGGCUGCUCCUCCACUUGGCCGCGAUCGGCUCGAUCUAUUGUGCUACCAUCCCGAAUCGGGAUACGCGCCAAGCCCGCAACUACUCGGAAGAAGAUGCCGCCGUCAACGGGCUCAGGGUCUUCUUCAUCUUCAUGUUGCUGUGUCUUUUCAUCUGCUUGCUGACGCCGGCCUGCUAUGGGGGUCACUACUACUACUGCAAUCAUUAUUGCCCAUCCGGCCCGGUGGUGGUGGCCGAACCUGUUGGCCAGCCGGUCUACGUCCAAUACCCCCCGCCGACAUACGCCAACUAUCCUCCACCCCCACAAUACGCCAAUGCUCCUCCUGCUCAUCCUCCCCCUCCUGCUCCUCAGCAGCCAUCGACCCGCCAGCAACAGCCCCAGCAGCAUCAGCCCAGCUCCUCCGAUCGC
Molecule: messenger RNA, 423 nt
Organism: Mesorhabditis spiculigera
Lineage: Eukaryota; Metazoa; Nematoda; Chromadorea; Rhabditida; Rhabditidae
Source: the annotation of a GenBank genome assembly